Molecule: messenger RNA, 1165 nt
Organism: Lotus japonicus
Lineage: Eukaryota; Viridiplantae; Streptophyta; Magnoliopsida; Fabales; Fabaceae
Product: B3 domain-containing protein At2g33720-like
Exons: 1
Coding region: 156-707 (183 amino acids)
Molecular function (GO): DNA binding
Source: RefSeq, a predicted model, not a curated record
UAUAUAAAGAGCUAAUGCAGAAGAAAACUAUACAACCAUAUUGAUAUUGCAAACCUCUCAUGCUCACAAACUCCUUAUUCUUUUAGCCUUUCUUGCAAGUUUCAAAUCACAAACACUACCAUAAUAGCCUUUGAUCUUCUCUUCAACUUUCCAACAUGAACAACCUUGGAGAUGAAACAGAGUUUUGUCAGAGGAAGAGGAAAUCUCCAAGCUCUGAAGGUUCCACUUCAAGGAGAAGAUUCAGCAGCAACAACAACAAUGAAAAAGAUGGAGUCUCCACCACAUUGAAGCUUUACGACGACCCUUGGAAGAUCAAGAAGACGUUGAUGGCGAGUGAUUUAGGAAUCUUGAGCAGACUCUUGUUGGCUGCAGAUUUAGUGAAGAAGCAGAUUUUGCCUAUGUUGGGUGUUCAUCAAGCAAGAGCUGCAGAGACUGAACAAGGUUCCCAAGUUAGAGUUUGGGACGUGGACACAGAAUCUAUGCGCCAAUUAGUUCUCAAGCGUUGGUCCUCUUCCAAAAGCUAUGUUCUUAUUGGAAAGUGGAGCCAAGAUUUCGUGAGAAGAAGAGAGUUGAAGAAAGGGGAUGAGAUUGGAUUCUAUUGGGACCCUUAUAAUUGCGCUUUCAAUUUUUGUGUUCUUAAACGCGCUAGGUCACUCGGAUUAGAUCAUCUUAUGUCACAUGACGACACCAUUGUCAAGAGAAACUAACUUAUUUAACAAUGAUAAUAGGCAGGUCAUUGCGAAAUCUAACAUUUGAUCGACAUGCAGGGUUGUGACGGUUUUAAACCGCUAUACCUCGCAUGAAGUUUUGUAAAAAGUGAAAAUGCAUUUUUACGCUGAUCAUUGGACCACCAAAUACACAUAUGUCCAAAGUGUGUAAGCAAUAUCCCAUAUUCCAGAGUCGGCCCUUCGGAGUCUAAAACAUCACUUAAAUAGCUAAGUAAUAUUUAUGAUAACGAAGAUAGAUAAUAACAAUCUCAUGUGAAGUUUUCAGGUGAUAAAAUCCUGAUUUACGAGAAACUUUUAGUUUUGAUUUAUAUAUCCUUAAAUAGCUUAGUAAAACUUCAAGUCGUGGCUAAUGGGUUAUUAUAUAAGGUCAUGUAAACAUAUGAUAAUAUUAUCACAGUGACUUGUGCUUUAAAUUAAUUAUGAUUUUAGUAAAAAGG